Molecule: messenger RNA, 2652 nt
Organism: Bactrocera neohumeralis
Lineage: Eukaryota; Metazoa; Arthropoda; Insecta; Diptera; Tephritidae
Gene: eff
Product: ubiquitin-conjugating enzyme E2-17 kDa
Exons: 6
Coding region: 848-1291 (147 amino acids)
Biological process (GO): protein polyubiquitination; ubiquitin-dependent protein catabolic process
Cellular component (GO): nucleus
Molecular function (GO): ubiquitin conjugating enzyme activity
Source: RefSeq, a predicted model, not a curated record
GUGAAAAUAGUGAAACUUUCGGAUAUAAAUUCAAAUGACCAGCAUAAUAAAUUUAUUAAAGUUUUCUAUCUAUUGAGUUCGCUUUAAACAAAUAUCUAUGGUACAUUAAAACAUAAAUUCUAAAGUAAGUGUAGAACGUGUGAGUCUGCCGCCAUAGUUCCAUUUGAAAUCUUCGUUGACACCAAUUGGAAAAAUAUUAGCAAAGCCACAAAGAAGCGAAACUCUGCGAGCCGCGUUAACGACGAUUGCCAUUCGGUUGGAGUAGGCGGAAUAUUUUUCUUUUAGUUUUUCAGGAAAACUGUGAAUCGAGUAAAUCGGUUUGUGUGGCUUUCAAAAGUUGUGAAAAACGAUAAUAAGAAAAACGCAUCAGACAUUGAAAUCGAGUUACAGAAUCUAAUAAGCGAAAAAGUGUAAAAGUGUGCGAAAAAUAUUUCGCCGAAUUGCUUAAAUUCCGGCUGUCAAAAAUAAAAGCGACUAGACGUUGAGUUUUGUCUUGCUUCCGCGCACCAUUGACCAAGUGCGACCAUAAGUAGUUGUAGUUGCGCUAGUCACACUACAGGUGUCCUCAUAAGGGACGGAUAUAGUUAGUAGCCGCACCGCUUAAUCGACUUUGUUGCAGACGAGUGCCGAAGUGAAUCGAGUCUGGUAGUUUUGGUCUUCGUAAUUAUUCGGUCUGAUUGGUCGUGGUAGUUCGUCGAGACAAAAAUUCAGUGCGAUUGCUGCGAGAAUUGAAUUCGUCGUACUCGUGGGCUUUAAACGGCAAAGAAGGAAAAUUUUCUUUUUUUUAAUAGAAAUUUAGUUUGUGCGCUACGCUCCACACACACAUUAAAAAUAAAAUUUCAACAAAAUGGCGUUAAAAAGAAUUAAUAAGGAACUACAAGAUCUGGGCAGAGAUCCACCUGCACAAUGUUCAGCUGGACCAGUCGGCGAUGAUUUAUUUCACUGGCAAGCUACAAUAAUGGGACCGCCUGACAGCCCGUACCAAGGUGGCGUGUUUUUCUUAACAAUUCAUUUUCCAACAGAUUAUCCUUUCAAACCGCCUAAAGUGGCUUUUACAACGCGUAUAUACCAUCCAAACAUUAACAGUAACGGAUCGAUUUGCCUCGACAUUUUAAGAUCUCAGUGGUCGCCAGCAUUAACUAUUUCAAAAGUUUUACUAUCGAUUUGCUCUCUUCUCUGUGAUCCAAAUCCAGACGAUCCGCUUGUACCAGAGAUUGCAAGAAUAUAUAAAACCGAUCGGGAAAAAUAUAAUGAAUUGGCACGAGAGUGGACUAGAAAGUAUGCUAUGUGAUGCGCUCCAGUUCGUACUAUCGAUCCGUCAACUAGUAACAACAGCAACAAUAGCAACAAGAAUGGCAACAGAAUGAAGGAUUGCUAUAACAUCAUCAAGACCAACAACAACAAUAUAAUAAAAUCAACAAUAGCAACUACAAUGGCAUAGCGCUCCAAAGUAAAGGUUUAAAAAUAUAUAGCAGAAGCAACAACAACAGCAAAAGCAACCAAAACCACAAUGUGAAACAAUUCUUCUUCAGCAAAUAAAAAAUAUGAAAAAAUAUUAAAACAAUAAAAAAACACUGCAUUAAUUCAAGAGUAAGCAAGAAUUAUGCGUAAAACAAGAGAGAAGAAAAACGCCACAGAAAGCAAAAUAAAAAUCUGCGGGGAAAAAAAAUAAAGAAAAGGAAUAAAAUUACAAAUUGAUUCAUAAAAUACAACAACAAAAACACAUAAAUCAACUUACUUAUUAUUAUUACAUUUAUAAUUAAUUAAUUAAUUAAAUUAAAAUUAUAUAUUCUUCAGAAGAAAAUUUAAAAGAUAAAUCAGAGAUAAAACAAUAAAACCAUAUAAAAAAAUACGCAAGAAUACCAUAUAACAUUAAGAACUGCGUGCGCAGGAGAGAGGCAAAAAGCGUUAAGCAAAAAGUUUAAGAUACAGUUACAGCGUAAAGUGUAUGAUGCAGCGGCGUGUAUUACAGCAUAGAGUAGAGACUGAUUUAUACGUGUAGACAGACUUGAUGAGAUGAGAGCCGAUAUUUGUUGUGUCAGCAUAGAGAGUGGUAGCAUUGGCGAAGUCAUAAAACUGAUAAAUUCGAUACAAAAUAUGCACGUACACGAAAGUUGAAAGUGUACAUGCGAUGAUGUACAUAUGUAUGUGUGCGCUAAAUGGUAUGGUUACGAAAAGGCACGCAAAUACUUUUCAUUAUACUUUUUGAUAAUUUUCAAUUUUGUGCUCCACACACCCAAUGUAUUAUUGCGUAAUGCUAACAAGUUUUAGCGCAAUUGAGAAAUGUGUGUGGAAAAAAGUACCCUUUUCAGAAAUUAUACGCAAAGUCAGACCGCAGGCCCCCAAUAUACUACUACUACACACACACAACCAUACAUUUUGCGUAGGUUAUAAACCAUUAAAAAAGGAAAAACACUUAAAAAAUAUAAAAAAGGUGAUGAUGGACGAUUCACUCGUUCCUUCACACGUGCUUCGCACUCCUAAUUGGGUUAUAUAUAGCAAAGCAUAGCGUCAAUGGUGUAAUCCUAUACCUAAUCAAAAGCAAAAACAAAAAUUCAAAUUUAAGAAAACAAUUAACAGUUAAACAACCAACGUAUUUAGUAUAAUUUGUAUAAUUUCUCUGCAUAAAAACUUCAAUUACAAACAAACAUA